AUGCUUCACUUUAUGCUCCACGUGUCGGCUUUAUCAAUUUUUCGCGGAGCUGGCCGAGAUGAGUCGAUCAAAUCCGUGAAGCUGGCCACCAACACCACCGAUGCUGCCGGUGCCAGCACUUCAGCAGAUGCCGCGCGUGGCGUGCUGUCGCGCGCUGAAGUGCUGGAGUUUGUGAAGGAGCUCAAACGAGAUCCACCAGAUGAAGAGGCUGUGGCGCGCCAAAGUGUGCGCCUGAACAAUGCUUCACCAGACCUGCAGCGCAACCUGAUCGACGGCGACAUUGUGGAGCGAUUGGAGCUGCUGGGGGCGGUGGCGAAUUUAGGCACCAUCCCCGGGCGACCCUACGCCUACGCCAUUCACAUGGUGGUCUUUUUGGAGGAAUAUUCCAAAAUCAUCGAGACUUUAAGAGAUGGAGAGACCAUCUCAGACCGAGCCCAUGAGCUCCGAGAGGUCCUACUGUGCUUCCAUCGCACGGGCUUAUCGCCCGAUCGCUUGAAACUGAUCUACUCCCAUAUCGAACGCGAUUUUCCGCAGUUCGAGGCAGCUGGAGCUUUGCUUCCCAUGCCUGAUGCUGUGAGCCUUUGCCACACGAUGCUGGCUACAGGACUCAGUUCCCCAGGGGCCGUUGCUGUGCUGCUGCGGAGCGCGCUGCGGGAGCCCUUGAUCCACGUGCAGGACGACUCGCAGGAGCUUCGACUGCUGAAAGCCAUUGAGAUGUUGAUUCGUGUGGAUUUCCUCUACACCCAGGAGCAGCUCCCUCCGGAGGUCACCGAAUAUUUGGCGCUGAUCCGCGAUCUGCGCUUCUACGACCGCGAGCUUCGUCGUGACACCACGCUCUCCUACCAGUUGGCAUUUUUUCUGCGGAAGCACGGUUUUCCGGCAAAACGAAAAAUGCUGGGCCCCUAUGCGUUGAAGGUUUGCGACCCAGAGGAGAGGAUCAACUUCGAACCGGUGGAGGAGCGAUCCUGGCGCUUCGGAAUGGUUGAAGUCCCCGUGGCUCGCAAGAAGCGGCACUUGGAGGCCCUUGGUUGGCGGAGCAUCGAAGUCCAAGCGACUGCGUGGAAAGGCCUGGACUAUGAUGCGAAGGCUCUGUACAUCCGAAAGCUGUUGAAGGAGAACGAGCUGCUCACGAUGUGA
Messenger RNA from Cladocopium goreaui, 1137 nucleotides. The record is from the annotation of a GenBank genome assembly. NCBI's taxonomy places the organism in Eukaryota, Dinophyceae, Suessiales, Symbiodiniaceae.